Molecule: messenger RNA, 4718 nt
Organism: Vidua chalybeata
Lineage: Eukaryota; Metazoa; Chordata; Aves; Passeriformes; Viduidae
Gene: GLCE
Product: glucuronic acid epimerase
Exons: 5
Coding region: 200-2089 (629 amino acids)
Biological process (GO): heparan sulfate proteoglycan biosynthetic process
Cellular component (GO): Golgi apparatus
Molecular function (GO): heparosan-N-sulfate-glucuronate 5-epimerase activity
Source: RefSeq, a predicted model, not a curated record
CGCGAGGGCGGGGCCCCCGGCGCGGCCCCUCCGUGCUGCCCCCCGCUGCCCCGCGCGGGGGUUCCGCCGCCCGCCAGGCCCUGGGCGCCGGAAUCCCAAGAGGAAUCCGUAAAUCCCGGGAUUGUUGCCUCUGGAAGCUCGAGAUGCGUUAGAAUUCCAAGAAUUCCCAGAAUUCCCUUUCCCAAAGGAAUGCAGCACCAUGCGCUGCCUGGCCCGCCUCAGCUCCAAGGCUCUCCUGGCUCUCUGCUCCCUCCUGGCGCUGCUCUCCCUGCUGCUCUGGACCCGCUGCUCCCGCCACUCGGGGAGCGCCUCCGGAAUUCCCGAGGGCGAGGAGGCCUCGCCGCAGGGCGCGCCGAGAGCGCCGGGAAUGGCGGGGAGCGCCGGCAGGGCGCCGGGGCCCCGCUACGAGGAGAUCGACUGCGUCAUCAACGAGGAGCACACGGUGAAGGGGCGGCGCGAGGGCGGCGAGGUGUUCCUGCCCUUCAGCUGGGUGGAGAAAUACUUCCAGGUGUACGGGCGCAUCGCCCAGGCCGACGGCGCUGAGCGCUUCGAGUUCUCCCACAGCUACUCCAAGGUGUACGCCCAGCGCGCGCCGUACCGGCCCGACGGCGUCUUCAUGUCCUUCGAGGGCUACAACGUGGAGCUCCGCGACCGGGUCAAGUGCAUCAGCGGCGUGGAAGGAGUUCCUCUCUCCACGCAGUGGGGCCCUCAGGGCUACUUCUACCCCAUCCAGAUCGCCCAGUACGGGCUGAGCCACUACAGCAAGAACCUGACGGAGAAGCCGCCGCACGUGGAGGUAGAGCUCCGAGGGCGUCUCCCUGGAGCUCAACAACGGCCGGGAUUUCAUCAUCUCCUUCGACCUGAAGCUGCUGAGCAACGGCAGCGUGUCCGUGGUGCUGGAGACCACGGAGAGGAACCAGCUCUUCACCGUGCACUACGUGUCCAGCACGCAGCUCAUCGCCCUCAGGGACAGGGACAUCUUCUACGGCAUCGGCGCGCGCGGCAGCUGGAGCACGCUCACCCGGGACCUGCUGACGGACCUCCGCAAGGGCGUGGGGCUCUCCAACACCAAGGCGGUGAAGCAAACCAAGAUCAUGCCCAAGCGGGUGCUGCGCUUGGUGGCCAAGGGCCGCGGCCUCCUGGACAACGUCACCAUCUCGGCCACCGCCCACAUGGCCGCCUUCUUCGCCGCCAGCCGCUGGCUGCUGCGCAACCAGGACGAGCGCGGCGGCUGGCCCAUCAUGGUCACCAGGAAGCUGGGAGAAGGCUUCAAAUCCUUGGAUCCGGGCUGGUACUCGGCCAUGGCGCAAGGCCAGGCCAUGUCCACGCUGGUCAGGGCCUACCAGCUGACCAAGGAGCCGGCGUUCCUGGGCGCGGCGCUCAGGGCCACGGCGCCCUUCAAGCUGCCGGCGGAGCAGCGCGGGGUCAAGGCGGUGUUCAUGAACCGGCACGACUGGUACGAGGAGUAUCCCACCACGCCCAGCUCCUUCGUGCUCAACGGCUUCAUGUACUCCUUGAUCGGCCUCUACGACCUGAAGGAGACGGCCGGGGAGAAGCUGGGCAAGGAGGCGCGGCUGCUCUACGAGCGCGGCAUGGAGUCGCUCAAGGCCAUGCUGCCGCUCUUCGACACCGGCUCGGGCACCAUCUACGACCUGCGGCACUUCAUGCUGGGCACGGCGCCCAACCUGGCGCGCUGGGACUACCACACCACCCACAUCAACCAGCUGCAGCUGCUGGGCUCCAUCGACGACGCGCCCGUCUUCAAGGAGUUCGUCAAGAGGUGGAAGAGCUACCUGCGGGGAGGGCGGGCCAAGCACAACUGAGCUCUUCCCCGGCCUUCCCGCGCUUCCGGCGGGUCCUUCCCAAAAAAAAAACGCGGGCCUUAAAACUGCUCCGUCGGAAGGUUUGGGGUCGGGGCGCUCUCCGGUGGUUGAGGCUGGGUUUUGUUGGGAUUGGUUUUUCCUUUUCCAAGGAAAAGGUUUGCAGAAGCCAUAGAAGUCUUGGAAGCGCGGUCGCUGCCUGGAGAGCUCGUCCAGGGCCUCUUAAACCGGGAUUUUGUGUCCGUGUUGGAGCAGCUCCCGUGGGAUGAGCGCCGUCCACGGGAAUCACUCGGAGCCUGGGAGUGCGAAGUGUGGCUUUAAAGGGAGGGGGGGGUUUCCUAGGGAUUCGCUUUUUUGGGAUGGAAAAUCCGCGGUUGGAAUUUUUUGCCGGUUCUCUGCCUGGAGAUCCUGGAGCUGGAGGGUUUUUUCAUGGAAAACACGUGCCCGGCAUCAUGGAAGCACAACUGGGAGCCUGGAGCACAACAGCCCCAGGCCACCAGCACCGGUGUCCCCGCGGAGCUGGGAUCCCCUUUCCCGGUCACUGGAAUUCCUGCGGAGCUGGGAUCCUUAUCCCUGUCACCGGUGUUCCCUCAGAGCUGGGAUCCCCUUUCCCGGUCACUGGAAUUCCCUCGGAGCUGGGAUCCCCUUUCCCAGUCACUGGUGUCCCCUCGGAGCUGGGAUCCCUUGUUGGAGUCACUGAUGUCCCCUCGGAGCUGGGAUCCUUAUCCCAGUCACUGGAAUUCCCUCAGAGCUGGGAUCCCUUGUUGGAGUCACCGGUGUCCCCUCAGAGCUGGGAUCCCUUUUCCUGGAGCUCCGUGUUUUCUGUGGGAUUUUGGAAUUCCAUCUGGGAGGUUCCUCAGAGCACUGGGGGCAUUUUUGGGAAUUGCUGAGCGGGACAUGGAGCUCGUCCGGAGUUCCUCAGGAAGUUCAAGAAUUCGGGAAUUUUCAUUUUUCUCCUGCUCCAGCCCAUCCGGCAUUUUAACAGUUCCAUCCCAGAGGGUUUUUCCAGCUCUCCCUGGGCUGGAAUUCCCAGAGAAGCUGUGGCUGCCUCUGGAUCCCUGGAAUGUCCAAGGCCAGCUUGGAGCAGCCUGGGACCGUGGAAGGUCCCUAUGGAAUAGGAUGAGCUUUAAGGUCCUUCCCACCAAACCAUUCCACGAUUCCAUGAUCCCACCGGCUGCGUGAUCGCAAACUCCUCGCAAACUUUGGGAAUUCCCACUGCUCCCAUUCCAUGGUGGAGCUGAUCCCCAUCCCAAAAUCCCGGGCACAAGGAUAACACCCAUCUCCAUCUUUUUAUUGCUUUCAUUUUUUGAGGCUUUUCCCUCAUUUCUCACCGAUCCCGGAGCGACUUUUUCCGCGCGCUCCGGUCGGAUCCACCCGUCCGAUGGAUGGCGGAGGAGAAAUUCCAAUACCAAAGGUAGCAGAGGGGAAUUUUUUCCAUGCCCAUGGAAACGCAACGGACACAAACCCACCCCAAACCUGGGAUUCCUUCCCAAAAAUCCGCUCCGUCCUCCCCCCGCGUGUUCCUUCCAUCGUUUUCCCAGCUGGAAAACCCGGAGAGCCUCCUUGGGUGCUGCUCCAGGGUGGUUUUGGUGCCUUACAGAGGCCGGAAUUCCUCUUGGUUGGGUUUUUUGGGAAUCGAUGCCGAUGGUGGGGUUGGAGCGCGGCAGAUUUUCCCGCUCCGGAAGGGCUCGGAAGCGCGGGAUGGGCAUUCCAAGGUUGUCCCUCCUGUCCCACCUCUUGUCCUUCCAUCACCUUCUGGUGGCCUUAGACAGGUGGAGCUUCCAGGAAUCCCCAGAGGCUGUAAAUCCAUGGAGAAUCCAUGGGGAUAUUCCUGAUAUUCCUUAAAUUCCGUUGUGCAUUGGAAGAGGAUCCUUGACCAUGCCAGCAGUGCCCAAAACUUCAUGGAAUUCAUUCCAGUUUGGGAUCUUUUUGUUCAUUUUCCAUCUUCAAGCUCCCAAAGAUCCUUGGGACCAAGAUCAGCUUCGAUCCCAGAUUUUCCUCUGGAGAUCCAGAGGAAAUUUUCCAUUUUCCCGCUGGAAGUUUGGGAUGGAGCAUUCCAAGGUUGUCCUUCCAUCACCUUCUGGUGGCCUUAGCACAGCUGGAGCUUCCAGGAAUCCCCACCAGAGGCUGCAAUUCCAUGGAGAACCCGUGGGGAAUUCCUGAUAUUCCUUAAAUUCCAUUGUGCGUUGGAAGAGGACCCUUGGCCAUGGAGCCGACCCCCAAAACAUCUUGGAAUUCUUUCCGGUUUGGGAUUUCUUCGUUCAUUUCCAUCUUCAAACUCCCAGAGAUCUUUGGGACCAAGAUCAGCUUCGAUCCCAGAUUUUCACCCGGAGAUCCGUUGGCUCUUCCCGUGGGAUCCCCUCUCCGUGGCUCCCCCACCCCAACAACACAAGCACAACCUUCCCUGGGAUCCGGCAUUCCCUGGGAUCCGGCGUUCCCUGGGAUCCGGCAUUCCCUGGGAUCCGGGCGUUCCCUGGGAUCCGGCGUUCCCUGGGAUCCGGGCGUUCCCUGGGAUCCGGCAUUCCCUGGGAUCCGGGCGUUCCCUGGGAUCCGGCAUUCCCUGGGAUCCGGCGUUCCCUGGGAUCCGGGCGUUCCCUGGGAUCCGGGCGUUCCCUGGAAGCCGCUCAUUCCCGUUCUCCUCCUCCCCGGGCGUGGCUUGGCUGGGAUUUUGUUGGAUUUUCCGGGAUUUUCCCGAGGAUCCCGAUGGAAAAUAUGCAAUAAUUUGUUUACAGGAUGCUCCGGGCAGGGCGCUCCUUUAAGCACAAUGUGCACAGGAUAGUUUUGUAUUCCGCCCCUCCGGAAUUUUUGGCGGGAAGAGGUUCUCCUACGUUUCUAUGGGACAUUGGGAAUGCUUGGAAAGCUUUCUAAGACUGGGAAAUAAAUUUUUUUAUCUUAAGA